AAUGGCUGAAUAGUGGUAGAGGUAGCAGGAGAAGGGCAGGAAAGGGGUAUGAGGGCAGGGCUAAAGGGACAGGCCGGAGGCAGAAGCAGACCAGGGAAGAGAAGAGGCUUUCAGAUAAACUUCUGUGAAAAGGCACAAAACGUCCACUUGGACACUUUUUCAGCAGAAUCAAGUAAACGUAAAGCAUUGAAGUUGAAUUUUGCAAAUCCACCUUUCAAAUCCACAGCAAGAUUUACUCUCAAUACGUCUGCAGUUCCUUUCCAAAAUCCUCACAUUGAUACACAAGCAACACUGGGUAGUAAUCACAUUGUCCCGUUCACUUUCAAAAGGAGAGAAGCGGACCUCAUCCAGAAACUUUCCAGCAGGCUACAAGAGAGACUGAGAACACACAGCAUUGAAUCAUCAGGAAAAUUGAAGAUUUCCCCUGAACAGCAUUGGGAUUUUACUGCAGAGGACUUGAAAGACCUUGGAGAAAUUGGACGAGGAGCUUAUGGUUCAGUCAACAAAAUGGUCCACAAACCAAGUGGGCAAAUUAUGGCAGUUAAAAGAAUUCGGUCAACGGUGGAUGAAAAGGAACAGAAGCAGCUUCUAAUGGACUUGGAUGUAGUGAUGCGAAGUAGUGACUGCCCUUAUAUUGUUCAGUUUUAUGGAGCACUCUUCAGAGAGGGUGAUUGUUGGAUCUGUAUGGAGCUCAUGUCUACCUCGUUCGAUAAGUUUUACAAAUAUGUAUAUAGUGUAUUAGAUGAUGUUAUUCCAGAAGAAAUCUUAGGCAAAAUCACUUUAGCUACUGUGAAAGCACUAAACCACUUAAAAGAAAACUUGAAAAUCAUUCAUAGAGACAUCAAACCUUCCAAUAUUCUUCUGGACAGAAAUGGGAAUAUUAAACUCUGUGACUUUGGCAUUAGUGGACAACUUGUGGACUCCAUCGCCAAAACAAGAGAUGCUGGGUGCAGACCAUACAUGGCACCUGAGAGAAUAGACCCCAGUGCAUCCCGACAAGGCUAUGACGUCCGCUCAGAUGUCUGGAGCUUGGGAAUUACGUUGUAUGAACUGGCCACGGGGCGGUUCCCCUACCCCAAAUGGAAUAGUGUAUUUGAUCAGCUGACACAAGUAGUAAAAGGAGACCCACCACAGUUGAAUAACUCAGAGGAAAGAGAAUUCUCGCCCAGUUUUAUCAACUUUGUCAACUUGUGCCUUACGAAGGACGAGUCCAAAAGGCCAAAGUAUAAAGAGCUUCUGAAACAUCCCUUCAUUCUGAUGUAUGAGGAGCGUGUAGUGGACGUGGCCUGCUAUGUCUGCAAAAUCCUGGAUCAGAUGCCAACGACGCCCAGCUCUCCGAUGUACGUUGAUUGACGCUGCUGCUUCCUCCAACUCUAGAGAAAGGGCUGAGAGAAAACAAGCUGUAAAGAAUUUUCAUCACCUAUUGCAGUGUGUUUAAUGCUCGCCCAGACACCAUGUGCAAUAAUAUUGGUGUUCUUUCCAUCCUGUCUGUAUACUAUUGUCACAUAGAAAGUGCAUCCCUGUUAUACCUGAUCACACAGUGUUAGUGUGGGUCACAGAGAGACCUCAUCUUGCUCUUUUGUGGACAUAUUCAUGAAAUGUGGAAAUAAGAACAUUUAUUUGUUGACCGUGAUUGGAUAGCACCUAAAAAUCAUUUCUAGACUCAAAACUUGGAGACUUCUCAGCGGCUACUGGAAAGAUUUUUCUCUCAAACUCUUCCAAUUAUUGUUUCAAGUAAUAAUAUUAAAAUGGUAAGCAUUGUUUGUCUGAACAUAACGAGACUUUGCCUGGAGGAAGAAGAACUUGCAUAACCGACGAGAAUCUUUACGCCUCAGAGUUGGAAAGGCAAAGGAGAAUUUUAUUCUUCACAAAGUGCAAUAGAUUUACUGUUCUGAAAUUCUGUUGCUUUACAGUCUCAAAGUAUUUUUUGGGACAGUGCUCAGCUGAACUUCCUGUAAAAGAGAGAUCAUGUUAAAUAUAGUGAAUAUGUCUUUACCAAAAAUAUGAUGCAUUGAAAGAGGUUAACAUUAAAAUAUUCAGAGAUGAGACAUAAUGUAUUCUUCUCCCUUUUACCAAGCCAGCCACUUUUCAUUAUAACUAGCCACCCUGUAAAUUGUUACCUGCUAAGAUAAGACCUUUGACCUGAAAAAUUAUUAAACUACUCGAUUAAAUUUAACCUGCUUGUGACCUGAUUUAUAGCUGCACAGUGCUCACUAGCUGGCUUUGCUCUUACUCAAAAAGUGCAGUGUAUAGCCUCUCCAGCUCAUUUUGGUAUGCCACGGUUUAGUCUAUGGCGUGGUUAUUCAGGAAAUAUGUAUAAUUUCUUUCCUGUUCCAAAAUCACAAUCUAUCACCUUUUCACAGACCACCAGGCUCUCCUCCUUAUCCAUCACAUGACCAAAUCUCUGUGGCUCUCCUUCUAGCCACCUUUAUCCAGGACUAGGAUUCAGAGCUGUCCUCCUCCAAUUUAGCUGUGGCAAUGCACACUGCUGUAAAUAGUAUAUUCUGUUCAGCUUGUCUUCUGUGAUUCAGAGUGGUCCUAAUUAUUGUAUGCAGAUCUGAAUUACACUUGAGUUGCUCAGAGCAUGCUGGAAGUCUGGAUACCCUGGAAAUUAGCAUGGUUUUUUAGCAUCGCCUAGUACAUCCAUCCAGAUGUGCUCUUCUGGCCAACAGUUAAACUUGAGCUGAAAUUUGAUCUUUUUAAAAUGACAAAAUUUCAUGCAAACAUUCUGAUUGUUUUCAAAACGUUCAAAAUCUUCGGUAGAUUAUAAAUGAGAAACUGGGUCUGGAAGAGAGUUCCCAGAUUUGAUGCUGCGAUUUUCACUUGGUUGGCCUAGCCAGCUAGUGAGGUUUUCUCAAAAUCAGAAUGUUCCAUUUUUAUAAACACUUCCUGGAAAAUUUGAAAACCAAAAGUGGAGGGUUCAAAAGAGACUGAGCAAAGCUGCCCUGUUGCCGGCGUUCUUGUGGGACGUUUUCCCCACUUCCCAAGCAGCUCUCCCAAACACUUAGACUAUGAGAAGACAGCUGGAAACCAGCCCUCAGCCCCAUUCCCCCCACGUGUGUUCAGCUGAGGAAGGAGAGAGCCCCGUCCCUUUUGGGCUGUGACUGAACUAUUGCCCUUGACUCCCAGCACUUCUCCAGACUCUUUGGUGAUGGCUUUAUGAGGCAUGGCUCUGUUCCAGGCUUGCCCAUGCUAGCUGUCCUGAGCAAUUGCUGAGCAUGUUGGCUGCUUCUCUAGGGCCCUGGAUACCCUCAGCUCCUUCUGCCGUCAAUCGGAAAGGAGGGUUCUGAGCCGAGCCCCGCCCAGGCCCAUGGUGUAUUAUGUUCCCACUUCCUGAAGCUCCUCUCUGCCCUGUGCUCAGAAUUCGGCAGUGGAGCGGGAGGUGAAAGCUUUGCCUGUCUAUGCUGACAAAAGCAAACCCGAAUUCUCCUAGGCGAUGGCUCCGUUUCCUUAGCACCUUCAGUUAGUCGGAUAAGACGAUUGAAAGCAUUAGCCAUGAAGCAUUCGCGGUAACACACUUCUCCUUGCACCCUCCCGCCAGGAACUUUCCACCCGUUCGCCCUGGCACCAUCCCCUGCAAUCAUGUGUGGCCUCGUGCCCUGCCCCACCCCACCAUCUUCAGCAGGGCCGGCACAUUUCUGUGCAGCUUCUAGGAAAUGGUCAUUAGAUGCUUUGCAUUCCCGGUGUCAAAGCCAAGUUCAAAAUGGGCUGUGGCAGCAGCUGUCCAGAAAGGCAAAUCUAGUGUAUUAAUCAGAGGGUGUCGGAAACUAUUACGGUGCCGCAUUUAUUACAAUGUAUCUUUAUUUUUUUUAAAAGGUGUAUAGUGUUCAGAAGCUGUGAAAAUAGUGUAAGAGCUGUACAUUGUGAGCGCUGGUUAUUUCUCUUGUACCAUCGACAUAUGUAUAAAAGUGAUCACGCUGAUGUGCAGGGAUGUUGCCUUCUUGUCUGUACCAUGGAGCUUGGUAACGUAAACUGCUUCAAAGAUCUUCAGAAUAUUGUCUCCUAUAUUCUGGUUUGACUCCCUCCGCUAUUUAAUAUGCUGCACCUGGAAUCCAAGUGUCUCUGUAAUAGCUCUGCCCUUUGCCUGCAGGCCAGUUGUAAUAAAACUAGGAUGCGACUGUGA
Pelodiscus sinensis (Chinese soft-shelled turtle) is the source of this 4123-nucleotide messenger RNA. The record is from RefSeq and is a predicted model, not a curated record. NCBI's taxonomy places the organism in Eukaryota, Metazoa, Chordata, Testudines, Trionychidae.